Octopus sinensis (East Asian common octopus) is the source of this 4124-nucleotide messenger RNA. Its product is annotated as splicing factor 1. Gene Ontology annotation, biological process: regulation of mRNA splicing, via spliceosome. The record is from RefSeq and is a predicted model, not a curated record. Gene Ontology annotation, molecular function: mRNA binding. The transcript has 13 exons. Gene Ontology annotation, cellular component: nucleus. Bases 321 to 2069 code for a protein of 582 amino acids. NCBI's taxonomy places the organism in Eukaryota, Metazoa, Mollusca, Cephalopoda, Octopoda, Octopodidae.
GAGAGAGAGAGAGGUGGAUGAAAACGAGGUCGCGCUCUUGCAAACGCCAUUUUCAUAGUUGUUCUUUCUACAUUCAACCAACUUGUUUUUGUUUCAGUUGAUAUUAAUUCGUGAUGAAGAUCCGUUGGCAGUGAGCUUCCUAUUUCCUACUUGCAAUAAGCCGGUGGCUUUAUUAUUUUGCUUCGUAAUUAAUCUGACAGUGUUUUGUUUUCAACGGAGAAUACCUUUUCCUAUACUACAGAUUUUUUUUUCUACCGCUUCUAGCACACUCUCUCUCUUAAGACAUACAUCUAUCCCUUUACACACUUUAGAAGCUCAAAAUGCUUUCAGCUACUGGAACCAAGCGACACAUGGAAUUUGAUUGGAAUGCUGAGAGGCGGAAACAGAAGAAACGUAGUCGUUGGGGUAAUGAAGAAACAGAUAAAACCAUCAUUCCUGGAAUGCCAACUGUUAUUCCUGCUAACCUUUCUGGUGAUCAGGAGAAACAAUAUUUAGUGCACCUGCAAAUCGAGGAGAUAAGUCGUAGACUGCGAACAGGAGACCUGGGCAUCCCACCUAACCCUGAAGACAGAUCACCAUCCCCUGAACCAAUAUAUAAUCAUGAAGGGAAACGGUUAAACACCAGAGAUUAUCGUACCAGGAAAAAACUGGAAGAAGAUCGUCAUCGGUUGAUCCAACAGGCGUUUGAGUUGAAUGCUGAUUAUAAACCCCCAGCAGAUUACAAGCCACCAAUUGUCCGAGUCAGUGAUAAAGUGAUGAUACCACAAGAAUUACAUCCUGAUAUCAAUUUUGUUGGUUUGUUAAUUGGACCUCGUGGAAACACUUUGAAAAAUCUUGAAAAAGAGACUGGUGCCAAAAUUAUUAUCCGUGGCAAAGGUUCAGUGAAAGAAGGUAAAAUUGGAAGGAAAGAUGGCCAACCCUUACCUGGAGAGGAUGAACCUCUGCAUGCCUAUGUCACUGCACAUAAUCCAGAAAAUGUUAAAAAGGCUGUUGAAAAGAUCAAAGAAAUAAUCCGCCAAGGAAUUGAAGUCCCUGAAGGACAGAAUGACUUGAGACGACAACAGCUUAGGGAACUUGCUCUCCUCAAUGGCACACUCCGGGAGAAUGAUGGUCUUGCUAAAUUGAAACAGCUGCAGCAGGCACAGACUAUUAUCACCAACACUAUUAUAUGUUCAAUAUGUGCAGGUACAGGACAUUUAGCUCAGGACUGCAAACAGAAGAGACCUGGGGAACCAAUCAGAAUCCAGCAGGGAUCACAAGCAGACAGAGCUAAGAUGGACAGUGAGUAUAUGUCACUGAUGGCAGAACUUGGUGAAGGACCACCACCACCUCAGAAAACACCUCCACAACAGUCAAACAUUCAACAGGGCAAUAUUCAGACAUUCAAUCGACCACCUUUUCAUUCACAACCACCUCCAAAUCCAAUGGCUUUGAAUCCUCCAUGGCAAGCUACACCUCAACCUCAUAAACCUCCUCACAUGGUUACAUCAUUCCAAAAUCAGCCCCAUGCAAAUAAUGCAGGCCCCCAGCCACAGGGUGUUCCCAUACCUCCUAAUCAUACACAGAGCUCUCAGUAUCCUCCUGGAGUGCCACCUCCGCCACCGCCUCCACCACCUCCACCCAGCUUGUUCUCGAACCCUCAACAGUUGCCACCCUGGCAGCAGGGCAUACCCUCAGGACAGAACCCACAGACUUCAUCAAGUGGUGUUGGUGUGCCACCACCUCCGCCAGGUUUAUUGACUGCUCCUCCACCACCACCACCACCAAAUAGCCAGUCCGCCGGUGUCAUGCCCUGGAUGAGUUCUCAAGGUGGAUUACCCCAACAAUUAUCUCCGUCUGGACCUCCUUGGCAGAAUGCAGCCGUUCCUCCACCACCUCCAUCAAAUGUGCCUCCAUGGCAACAAGGACCCAUGCAUUCGAUCGGCACUUCGGUUGCUCCACCACCACCUCCACCAGGAAGCCAGCACGGUUACGGUGGAAUCCCUCCGCCCCCGCCUCCUGGAGGAUAUGACAUGAAUCCUGGAAUGAAUCCACUGCUUGUUGCCCCUCCACCACCACCACCCAGCUAGACCAUUCCACCCAUCUGAGUUAGCAGUGGCACCAUCUUGUACAUACAGAACUGAAGCCAUCUCAGGGAGAAGGCUGCUUUUUUUUUUUUUCUCUCAUGGUUAACACUCAGAACUUUCCUUCUGUUCUUGCUGCGUGUGCGCACACACUUAGAGACACACACACACUUGUCUACCCCUCCCCAUCCUUCCAGCCUGCUGUAACUCACACCCCCUUCUUCUCUACCUUUGCUCUUUGGUAUCAGUUCUUCUCUGCCAGAUACGUCCACAAACCUGACAAUUUUCUAUGCAGUGUGUCUUUGCAUAUGCUGCAUUAAAACCAUUAUAUAUAUAUUUUUUUCAUGUUUUACAGGAAAAAAAAAUUUACUUCCACAUUUGUAAAACAAUCCAUUUGAACCCCAAACUUGCAGACCAGCCAAAAGAAGAAAAAAAAAUCUCUCUGCCACACCCCUAUUUUAUUUUCUUUCAUUCUUAUCUCUUUCCUUUAUUUUACUCACGCACAGAUUUAAAAAAAAAAAUCUUCCAUUAUAGAAAUCCUUCUGCUUUCUCUGCACCUUUCCCAGCCGGGGCUGAUGAAUUAGUUUAUUAGAAAUGUGACAAACUGUUUUAGUUUGCCUAAAAUUUACACUAAAGAUGAAGAAAUUUGUAAACGAAAAAAGUCUUUUGGGUUAACUUCAAUUUUAUUUUUUAUAUAAGAUUGAAAACAGAUUUAAGUCUCCAUGUAAAGUGUGAAUGAAAAACAUACAUGCAUGUAAAAUAUAUGAGAGAAAAAAAAUAAUGUUCCAAAAUAUUUGUGAUUUGAAUUAGAUUUAGAAAGUCUUUGUUGCAACAUCAGUGGAAGACAUUUUUGUUGUCUAACAUCUCAGAAGUCAGCUUUAUAUAUUAUAUAAAUAUCUUUUUGUACAAUUAGCAUUUUUUUUCUUUUUUCACUUUGUUGUCGAAAGUAAUUUAUCUUUGCAAAAGUAAACUCUUUCUUUGUUGCUUAGCUGAUGCAUAAAAGUUCUUUACAAAAAUAAAUAAACCCUUAAAAACUUCAAUACUAGACUAGGAAGGAAAGCAUAACAAAUGGAAAGGGAUUUUUAAUAGAAUUGGUGGUGGUAUUGUGGUGAAACCUUUAUUUAAUCUUAAAUUGUGUGCUACGGAGAAGAAGGUCCUUACAUAAUGAUUUAACUGGCUAAAACAGUUAUUAAAAAAAGGAAAAGGACGCGACAACAUACAUAGUCUUAGUUGAUUGUCCUGUGACUUUAGGAAGAUUAUUUUGGUGUUGUUGUUAUUGGUGCAACAGUAGGAGCUAUGGUGAUUUGCUUGUGAAACACAUAGAUAUCUGUUGUAAGGCACUGGAACAAGAUUACUGCACCCACAACCAGCAAGAACCAAUAUUUGUCAGGUGCCUGUAAUAAGAGAAGGAACAGUCAUUUUCCACUAAUGUUUGUGUGUGUGUGUGCGUGCGUGUGUGGAUAUUAUAAUUAAAAAUACGAAGGUGGAAGUGGGUUGUAUUAUAUUUAAUUUGUUGCAAUGGGGAAAAAAAAAAUUUUUUUUUCUAAACUUCAUUUUUUUUUUUAAUUACAUUUGUUUCAAUUUUUUUUUCCUCCCUCUCCACAAGAUUUUUUAUAAUUCACAAAAAUUACAAACUUGUUGAUUAUAUAUAUAUAUACAUUCAUACAAAGAACUGUCAGGAAAAGGUGAUGAAGUACUACAGUAAAUUGAAACAUUCUAUUAAAAGAGUAUCAACGAAAUUGGCAGAGCUCCUCAAGGACCCUGCUAUCUUCUUUCAUUUUAUAUUCUCUUUGCAAAAAACAGAAAAGGAACAAAAAAAAAAAGGAAAAAAAUUUAUUUCAGAAAUACUCAAAAAAAUGUCGGAUAUUUACCAAGUCUCCACUUCUGUACCACCAAGCCUGCAUUGAAGGUUUAAAAAAAUUUUUUCAAUUAAUGACUUGUAAAAAGAAAAUUGAUAAUUACAGUGAACAUUUUUAGAUCAACAUCUAACAAAUUGUUAUUUAGGAUUUUCUUUUCAAUAUUGUUAUAAACUUUUAAGAUCAAAAUAAAUUGGGAAAAGUC